Molecule: messenger RNA, 3026 nt
Organism: Boleophthalmus pectinirostris (great blue-spotted mudskipper)
Lineage: Eukaryota; Metazoa; Chordata; Actinopteri; Gobiiformes; Gobiidae
Product: thrombomodulin-like
Biological process (GO): cell migration
Cellular component (GO): membrane; extracellular matrix; external side of plasma membrane
Molecular function (GO): extracellular matrix protein binding; extracellular matrix binding; transmembrane signaling receptor activity
Source: RefSeq, a predicted model, not a curated record
GUUCAGAGUGGAGUUGUGGACAGUCUAGAGUUGAUUAGAACUUAACUUCCUUCCUCCUCGGAGGCUCGUCAACAUGGAGUGAGGAGCUUAUAAGUGCUGGGGCAGCUGGCGGCGCUCAAACCACUCCGAAAAUGAAGGGUGCUCUGCUGCUGCUCCUUUGGGUUCUCUCAGGGGUGGCCUGGGGGGCACAGCCCAUGGGGGGAUACUGCAUUGGAAACCGAUGUUUUGCCCUUUUUGAGACAGUGGUUGACUUCAAUGGAGCGCAGGACAUCUGCAGCCAGCACAGUGGGCACCUGAUGACAGUGCGCUCCUCUGUGGAUCAUGACAGCCUGUCCUUAUUACUGAGCAACACCAGCGGGCAGUACUGGAUUGGAUUACACCUCCCUAAAGGUUGUGCGGAUCUCACUGCAGUUCUCAGAGGAUUUCAGUGGGUCACAAAAGACACAACAAGUAACUUUUUAAACUGGGUGGACGCUACCUCUGACAUCUGCUCUCCCCCUCGCUGUAUCUUUGUAUCCAAUGACGACAAGUUCCUGUGGCACGAAGACUUGUGCAAAAACACCAAAACUGGCUUUCUCUGCGAGUACGUUUUCCAUGACAUGUGCCAAGGCUUCCAAAACACUAAAGUCUUGUAUACACCGUAUGGUUUCGCAAUUGAUGACGCCACAUUUUUGCCAGCCGGUAGUAUCGCUGAACAUCCAGACGAGCUCAGACAGGUGUGUGCAUCCCAACAUUGGAUAAAAGCACCAUGGAACUGUGAAAUCCAAGGAGGAGGUUGUGAACAUAAAUGCACAAUUAAUCCAGUAAACCAUCCUGUGUGCUACUGCCCCUCUGGCAACAUCGUCAACCCUGCAAAUAAUCGAACUUGCGAAGUUGCGACCGAUGACCCGUGCGUCCAGCUCAAUUGCGAACACGCCUGCUACAAGUAUCUCGAUUCAUUUCAGUGCACCUGCAAUGAAGGGUUUUAUUUGUCCGUCGAUAAGAAGUCUUGCAUUGAUUUUGACGAAUGUUUGGACGAAAGGCAGUGUCCGGCAGAUGAAGAGAAAUGCAUCAAUACUCCAGGGGGGUUUGAAUGUGUUUGUGAAGAUGGAUACAAGCUGAAAGGUGGCACUUGUGUUGACAUGGAUGAGUGCCUGUCAGCACCUUGUGAACACCUGUGUGAUAACAAACCAGGUGGAUAUGACUGUUCGUGCUACAGUGGAUACAAGAUGGACCCCAGUUCUCCAGAGAAGUGCAAACUCUACUGUGGUAAGGAGGAGUGCCCUGCUGAAUGUGACCCUAACAAUAAAUUCCAAUGUUUCUGCCCAGACGGAUACAUUAUAGAAGAACGUGAUGGUGGGUCAGUUUGUAUAGACAUGGACGAAUGUGAGUUCUUCUACUGUGAGCAAUUUUGUGAGAACUCCUAUGGCAGUUAUGAGUGCUUUUGUAAAGAAGGAUAUACACUGGUGGAUGGAGGCAAAUGUUUGAAAGAAGAGGGUGAUGGACCUACAAAGGUCAUGGAAGUCUUCACCGUGGCGCCCACACACAGGCCCUCUGCUGUGAGUGUUGGGGGCCUCGUGGGGAUCAUUAUAUGCACUGUUUUCUUUGUUUUACUAGCUGUGUUCCUUAUACAUCACAUAUUGUACGGUAGAAAGAAAACUGACUGCCCAGAAGCCCUCAAGGCUUCAGAAAGCCCAGAAGCACAAAGUUUAUGAGCACAACAAUGCAUAAGCUGUUAAAGGUGUACUAUGGAACUUUUCUUUUCAGAAUGUCUUUAUUCUUACGCGAGGAGAACUUCUCAGUAUAGAUAUGCAACCAACCAGCAGUUAGUGUCAGUUGCGGUAAAAAUAAAGAACAAAAGCUCUGUCUUUUUUUGUUAUCAAGUAAACCCACAGUUAAAAAAAAUUACAAAAGCAUUUGGUAUAAAUUUUUAUGACUUAUAUUUAUUCAGUUAUAAGUGUUUUUAUUGUGGAUUUUUAAUUUUUUUUAUUUAGUGGUGUCUCCAUGGAAAUGACUGCAUCUUAUGCAAUUUUGUGGAACAAAAACAAAGCAAAACAACAAUAUCCACAUUUAGAAAUGAUAGUUUCAGGCCCCCACCUAAAAUGUAUGUAUUGCACCUUUAACUUUUGUAUUUUUGUAGUAAGAGUUACAGUGGUGGAUAUGAUGAUCACAUGAAUGAGGCCAUACUGUAGAGGCAGAGAGGUCCUGGGUUCACUAUUUCUAUGUUUGCCAUAAAUGUAAAAACAAAACAGUAUUAAAUCAGCAAAUUCUAAACCAAGUCAUGGAAAGGACUUUUACAGGUUGGUACCAUUUACAACAUAAUUGUUCUCAGUAUUUUAAAAGUCCUGUGAGUGACCUUGACAACAAAAGUCUGUACUGUUCUGUAUGAACAGAACAACAUUUGGGUCUCUAUUGUAACUAUUUUGAUAGAGCAGAAUCAUCACAAGACUUUGGGGGUUUAGGUAUUCAGCAAUUACAUGUGUGAAUGGCAAAAAUGUAGGCCUAUUGUAUAAUUUGUAUUUGAAAAAUAUGAAAAGGAUGUAUAGUUUUUUAAGCACUUUUUGUCUUGGUGGUUUGUUAUAACUGAUGAGAUUACACUGUUACUUACAAACUUUUAAAAGAGGGUGGCCUCAAAUUUGCAUUUUAGCAAUACUGACAUCUGAAUGUAAUAUUCAAUGUGACCAGUACGUUUCAAGAUACUCAAUUAUACUCUGUAGUCACAGCUGUCCUGGGACAGACUGACGUAAGAAAGGCUGCCAAUUUCCGACCACCUCUAAUCACACACUUCCCAUUCAUACGAGGAGAGGUAGAUGCAGUGUCUUGCCCAAUAACACAAUGAAAGUACGGGGUUCAAACUGCCAACCAACCAUUGAGUUGGUGGUAAAUAAAUACAAUUAUAAAAAAAUAAAGCUUAUGCCUCACAGUGAAUAGUGUACAAGAAUAAAAUACUUUUUUUUCCUGUUUGCAUUUAAAACAAAAACACUUGUGUCUUAUAAUGGAAGUAAAAUUCCAUUCAACUCGUGUUGCCUUUGAUUUUGUCUAAUAAA